Molecule: messenger RNA, 2075 nt
Organism: Diceros bicornis minor
Lineage: Eukaryota; Metazoa; Chordata; Mammalia; Perissodactyla; Rhinocerotidae
Gene: BRD3OS
Product: BRD3 opposite strand
Exons: 2
Coding region: 866-1120 (84 amino acids)
Source: RefSeq, a predicted model, not a curated record
CGACGUGCCAUGGGGGGAUCCAGGGUGCCGCCCGGGGUGAUGAGGGACUUAGUGGCAGCCACCAAUGAGGUCACUGGGGCACCAGCCAUACAGAAGUAAAAGUGAAUUUCCAUGGCUGGAAAGCAUUUGGGGGGUGUGGAUGCUUCCCUGUUUGGUUUUCACCUGAGUCAUUUUCCUUUCUGGUCCAGGAGCCUCCUGGAUGCCUGGAGCAGAAAGAAGGCGCUGGUGGCUGACAGCACCUUGGGGAGGAGCUGGAGAUUAGCCAGGAAAAAAGAACUGAACAAACGCUGGUUCCAAACCCGACAUAUAUCAGAACACCCCUGCUGGACUGAAAGCUGACCCAGGCACACAGCAGUGUGGGGCCGUGUAGGAGCUUCUGUCAGUUUCUGUCUCAUUGGACAAUGUCCUUUCAUUCAGGACACUGGACACGUCUUUUCAAAAUAAGCAGUCCAAGCCAUGGUGUCAGAAUCACAGUGGACACCUGAUGAGCCCCCCUGAGGUGGGUGCCUCAUCUCUGUCAACUCCUCACGUAGUAAAGUGCAUACAACUGUUACCAGGAAACACUGCAGCCAGGGCGCCACUCUGACUUGCUGUCUCACGUGGUUCUUAGGUGUCUUUUCAGAAUGCUCAGAGGCUCCUCUCAAGUUUCCUUGCAAUACAAGCCUCCUAAGGAUGUUGCCUACAAAUGGCCUCAAUUCCUCAUUUCUCCCUUCAAGUUAAAUAGGGAAUCCUCCAACCCGACAGCUGGGGAACUUGUUCAUCGGUGCAUUUAGUGCAGAGCAGUUGGCAGCAGUCUGCACGACAGGAGGAUUGACUCAGAGGCCGCGAGCGCAGGAGCCCAGGGGAGGGGAGGUUCCCGCCAGGGAUGAGCGGUCGUGUCCCGCUGGCAGAGAAAGCCCUGUCUGAAGGCUAUGCCCGGCUGCGGUACAGGGACACCUCCCUACUCAUCUGGCAACAGCAGCAGCAGAAGUUGGAGUCCGUGCCGCCUGGGACGUACCUGAGCAGGAGCCGAAGCAUGUGGUACUCACAAUAUGGAAAUGAGGCCAUCCUAGUCCGGGACAGAAACAAGCUGGAGGUCUCCCGGGACACGGGCCGCUCCAAGUUUUGCACAAUUAUGUAAUUCCAGUGUGAAAACCAGGGCCCAGGCGCCAAGCUGUGAGGAAAACAGGCCUGUGCUUCGUGCAGCCGUCUUGCUGAUUUCCAGGCCUUACUGGAAGACUCUGAAUAGUGACGGUGAAGACCAAGCUGUGCUGUAAGAACCCAAGAACCCCAGAAAGGGCUCCUGAGCCCUCCGCACAGCAUCGGUGUGACUUGUACAGACGUGGCUUCUGAACUCCGUUCUCAUUCUCCAGGCGCUGCAGGCCCGGCCCACCCCGGGGCACUGCCACAUGCUGCUUUUCUGUAGUGCUUCCAAAUACGUCAAGCAAGAGGGACACCCUGGUUACAAACAACCUUUUCAGAUUUUUCUAGGUUGAUUUUGGUAUCCACUUCUGCCUGGUAAGGAAUGGGUCAGAUGUAGAAAAAGGUGAAGGACUUGGCAUCGUGUGUGGUCGGAAAUCCACUGUGGGACUGGGAUGGAUUUAACUGAAAUGGGCGGCGGCAGCAGUAUUUCAACAGGAACUUGGCUGCACUUGCAUUUUGAGUCUAGUUACCAAAACACUCAUCAUGUGUAAUGCAUUGUGGUAGCUUCCCCAGUAGAUUCCAGGUACUCGAGGCUUGUGGUCAGGUGCAUCCAAGCAGCAUUGAGGAAACCAAAACUUACUCUUAAGUCCCUCAUCAUUCGCUUACAGUGAUUUCAGAUUUAUCACGUGGCUGAAGAAGGCAGGUUCUCCACUGACCUUCGAGCCCUUGCCUCUCUGUGCUCCGAGGCCGCCUCUCCCCACCAUCUGCAGGGGUUGAUGUGUGUUGGUCAUUACUGGGCACAGGCAGCCUCGGCCCACCUGUGUGGGCAGUGUUUGUGAGUCAUUUUAAAAGGGUGUGCUGUCUGCUGUCAUUAAAGUCUGCGUGGCUGUGCAAACAUGAAAGUGUCUUUUGUCAAAGCUGACUUUUCUAAAUAAAUAUCCUUUAGGACUCUC